AUGAAGGAUGAACAUAAUUUCUCUCCACAAAACUGCGUUUUAGAUACAACUCGGGUCAAAAUGAAUAAAAAUGAUGAGAAAGCUAUUUUUACAGACGGAAAAUUCUCUUGUUGGAUAGAGGAGCAGGGUGAUCUCAAAAUCAACUUCGGAUGGCAUGAACAUAAUGAAAACGACGUAGUUGAAGUUUUCGACCAUUUGAGCACGUCCGCAGGUAAUACGCAAUCAUCAGUGAGGUCAAACGCAACUGAUCUUCCAACUCACCUUAAACAUUCGUGCUCGACAAAUAGCAAUAAUAUUGAAGUGAUUUGGUUAGAUAGUAAUGCUGAUAAUAACGACGAUUGCUUAGAUACACAAGCUAGGCUUGGUACACUCAUUCAAUCUUCACAGGUAUUUUUGGAUUCGGACGAAUGUGUUGAUUACAUUGUAUCCAGUGAUGAUCGCGCAGUCUUUCUUGUCACAUCAGGUUCGCUUGGUCGUAUUCUGGUUCCACUUAUUCAUAACACUGAUCAGAUUAUUGGCAUAUAUGUAUACUGUGCGAAUGUGGGUACUCAUAUUCAAUGGGCACAACGUUAUGUCAAAAUAUACGGCAUUUUCAAUGAGAAGAAUACGCUGUUUACGAAGCUCAUACAAGAUCUUGAGUCAUUCGAUACGUCAUUCGACACUUUUAGUAUGUCAGGUAUGAUAGAUACGAAAAAAGAAACAUCAAUAAAAGAUUUAAGAGCUAAAGAGCAAUCUAUAGUUUGGUAUCAAUUGAUUAUCGAAGCAUUAUUACGUUUGGAGGAUACAUCAGAUGAAAAAGCAGAGAUGGUCGCCGAAUGUCGAAAACAUUAUGUCAAUGAUGAGAUUGAAUGUUUAAAAAUAUGUGACUUUGAAAAUAACUUUACUCCAAAUGAUGCAAUUCGAUGGUAUACAAGGGACUCGUUUUUAUAUCGGUUAUUCAACAAAGCAAUGAGAACGCAAGAUGUUCCCUUUAUUUACAAAUUUCGUUUUUUCCUAAAAGCACUGUACAAUCAAUUGGCGCGUGUUUAUAAUUGUGAAACGAUCCAUGCGCAGCCGAUUAAAGAAGUUUAUCGAGGUCAAAUGAUACGUAUCGAAGAACUACAACGGUUAAAAGACAAUGUUGGUUAUGCCGUUUCCUUCCAUUCAUUUCUAUCGGCAACGAGAGACAAACAAGUUGCAGCUAUUUUCUCUGGCAAUGGUAAAGGCCGACCAUUUUUUGAAUCGGUCGUUUUCUGCAUUAAAAUACUUGGCGACUUUCAUCCGUAUAUUGAGACAAACUUGCGUGUAAUGAAUUCGGCAGGAAUCGAUGGAAAACCAUUUGCAGAUAUUACGAACUACGCAACCUACGGUGGAGAACAAGAGAUCUUAUUUGCAAUGGGAUCAGUGUUCAAAGUAUUGUCUAUUAAGCUAGUUGAUAACAUCUGGUAUGCUAAGUGUAAUUUCUAUUCCGGAGGAAUAGGAAAUUUCUUGAGAUACGAAUUCAGAUCGUGGAAUGUCCUUCUUGGAUAUAACCCUCGAAUGGACGUUAUCGGAGAUUUCCUACUUCAGCUAAAUAAUUACGCCGAUGCGAUUACUUUUUAUAUUUCCUCAGCUAAGGAUCAAUCGGAUCACUUAGCAGUUGCAUGGGCAAAUUAUAAACUGGGAAGAUUAUACAUGCGAAAAGGUGAAUAUCAGACUGCUCUUGAUUACUUGCAAAAAGCAGAGAAUUUGAUGUUGCUGCAUGUGGAUAUCACAGAUUUUUGGCUAAAAAAUGUUUUUGAGACAACUGGCGAUACCUACAUGCGACGUGCUCAACAGCAAUCUGAUCCUAAGAGCGAUUAUGAAUAUGCCAUAGUAAAUUAUAAAAAAGCGCUUAACACUGUCAUUAAGAAAAAGGACAACGGAGUGAAGCAAAAUCCAUUAGAAUUUCAAGCAACUAAAGUUAUCUUAGGUUCAAGCAACGAAGAAGUUAUGCAAGCUGAAAUUAGUUACAAGAUAUUCAAAGCUUAUUGCCAGAUGAACAACCAUGCAGACAGUGAAUAUUUUAGAGAAGUAUUCUUAACAACCCUUCUUUCAAAUUCGAUAUACAGUUAUGAACAAUCAAAAAUCAAUACGCAUGAAGUUUUUACUGCUGGUGUAGAUUCCAGAACAGCAGAUACCGUAGCAAUUCGACAGCGGUUAUUCAGUCAUGUAUCUUACAUUGUAGAAGGAGCCGUGGUACCAAAUCAUCUUGAAAUGUACAAGAGAUGUACUGAAUUAAUUCGGUUGGCUAUCGAAGAAGAAAAGAAACUAAUUCUUUGCAAAUUUCUAUCAGACAUGUGUUCACCAUUUUAUCCUAAUCCAUACGAUAUUCUCAUCUUUUAUCACAAGUACAAUCUAUUCAGCGGUAGCAAAUACGAGAACGAUUACUCACAGUAUAUCAUCCACCAAAAAAAUAUUCUUAACGCUGAUUGCUCAAAUGCUCCAUCUGGAUUCAGUCUGUAUAUGCGUCUAUCUCUCACAGAUUUUUAUCUAGACACUACGCUUGAAAAAAGAUUAGCUUCUGAAGAACUGGAUCAAAUAUUCUUAAUUCAAAUGAUGGAUUUUCAUUCUGCUCUGUGGAUUCAAAGGCGAGACUUGCUUAACAUAAGCAACGGUUCCUGUUUUGAUUAUCAAGAAAAAUUUGUACUUGCAAGAUACUAUUCAUAUUACGAAAACCCACCUACAUCCAUCGGCGAUGCUUAUCAGCGCUUGCGAAUGUAUGAAAGUCAGUUGAAACUUCUUAUAACAAUGGAUCUAACUAAAGCAGCUCUAGCAAAUCCGUAUCGAAAUAUCGCUCGAAUCUAUAGUUACCUCUACGAAUACGCAAUGGCGUUGGAGAACUAUGAGAAAUGUUUAGAAAUUGUUCAUACACAUAUGUCACCGAAUGUUUCAUUUUUGAGAAGAACAUAUGCACUUAUCGCGCAUGAAAUUGUUGAACUUUAUUUAAAUACGAAUGCUGUUGCACAUGCAAGGGAUCUUAUGAAGUUAUGGCUUAAUUUUGCACACAAAUAUGCCGUUUCUGAUCAUGUACAACUUGCUGCUGUAUACUCUCGUUUAAUUGAUAUAUGUAUGCGACAAGAAGACUACGAUUUAUGUUUGGAAUAUGCAGAGCAAGAAUUAAUGCAUCUUCAAUCAGUGCAACAGCCUGAGAAUGAACGUAUAAUGGAGUGCAAAGAAAAACUAGAAAGUUUUAGAAAGCAACGUUCUACUUGA
Messenger RNA from Adineta ricciae, 3213 nucleotides. The record is from the annotation of a GenBank genome assembly. Lineage: Eukaryota; Metazoa; Rotifera; Eurotatoria; Adinetida; Adinetidae.